AUGCUCUUCACAAUUUUCAUCACUUUACUCGUUUUAUUGGUGUACACGAUUUUGAGAUACAGCGCUUGGUUGAUUUCCCGUGUUCUCUCGAUCGUUUUUGGUUUUCAAAUAAAUGUUGGCGGAUUUUGUCGAUUUGGCGUGUUUGAUGUGCGUGUUCGCCUAAAAAGUGGUGUCACUUUUCACGUGGAUUCGCUGAGGAUACGAUUUUUCCCAAACCGAUUCAGUAAACCGAUCGAAUUGGAGCUAGGCGAUGUGCGGAUUGAGACCGAUAAAAAAGAGAUCAAAAAAGAUCAAGCAAAUUCAAGCAAUCAAGCAAAUUCACGCAAAACAACAACGGGAAGAGUGUCGAGAAUUGCUCUGCUUUUUGCACAGUAUAUCGGCAUUCAUCUGAAUCGAGUACAUGUUGUUGUAUUGGAAUGGUUGCCCGAGUGUAUGAUACAUUGUACUGUGGAUGAGCUAUCGCUGGAGACAUUUAGGAGUCGAGAUGGUUGGCAAAUCGAGGCUGGAUGCCGUUUAGCACAAGGGAAAGCAUUGAGAAGGAAAAGUGCCCAACCAUCACCACCAUUGAUUGAAUUUGGAUUGCAGAUGAAAGCUUCUCUCGACAUUCUUGACGGUUUAUUGAGUCGCUUAUCUCUCGAUAUCAAAGAUCCGAUCAUUUCGAUAAGUCAAGGAAUCUUCGAGCUAACGAAAAGUUCUGAAAGCGAGCACUUGGAAGCCGAAGAGCAACCACAAAUCGAUGAGAAACCGAAAAAGAAACGAUGGAUAGCGCUGUCGAAUCAGCUAUCAGAAAUGUCAUUUAUCAUUAAUAACAGUACUUUUCGAUAUGUGGCUUGGGGACAAGAAGAAAGAGUUCUCCAAUUAUCGAUUCGUGAAAUCGGAAUGAAACGAUCUGGUGGAUGGGCAGAGGGAAAAGUUGAAGAACUGAAAUUGGGAGAUUUGACAACAAGAUCAACAUUGAGAACAGCUUUCCUGCACGCUAAUGCAAAGGGAAACGAGAGCCUUUUGGAGGCAAAAAUCACAUCGGAUAGUGUGCACACAGCAUUGAAGAUCUCCGAUGUUCUCUGGUGGAGAUCUCAUUUGAUUUCUGUGCUCGCGAAUCGGCAAGGCAAUAGAUCUCCGACAACUGAUGGUCAAUCAAGCUCAUCCGAUCACUUUUCCCCAAAAUCCGAAUUCCCCUCAAUCGCCAUUUCUUUUGAAGUGGAAUCUCUUGCUUGUGAUGUCACUGAUAUGGAUGCAAUACAAUCAAAGCUUUCCAUUAGCUUCUUUAGCUUUUCAAAGUCUGGAUCAAAUAUUGAAGUGGGCGUCGAUUCAUUGAUCGUUUCCUCAAAUCAUCUAUCAACGAAUCAGAACUCUCAAAAUCCUUUACCGACUCCAUCAUUCGAUGUUCAUCAUUGGGGACAAACACUCUACAUUGGAGUGGCUCUAUUACAAAUUUCCCAAAACCCAUCUCAAACAAACGCCCUUUUGGCUAUCGAUGAUUGCAAGUUUGAGUGGAGUGAUCGUUUUGCUCAUCAGAUAGAAAAAGUUCUGAAUAGUCUCCGAUCAAGUAGUGAUAGGGAAGAGAAAGUGAAAGAGAUACCGGCAAAGAGGAUAUCGAUAAAGGCACGAUUGAAGAGAGGAGCCAUUUUGGCUCUAGCCAAAGAGUGCACAUUUGUGGCGGUAAUUUCGGAUGAAGUCGCGUUUGAGAGCCAAAAAUUGGGAAACGAUUUCGCCGUCUCGUUACGAAACGCUCGUUUGGGGAUUGGACAAACCACCACAGAGAGUGCUUUCAAUUUGGAAGUGCUGAGAACGGCUGGGAAAUUCGUGCCGAGAAAAGAUGAGGAAACGACAGCGCUUUGGAGGCUAUGGAGCCAGGCAAAGAAAGACGAUUUUCGAUCGACGAGGAGAAGACAUGCUGAAGAAGUUUAUGGGAAAAGAGGAGUGGAAAUGUUUGGUCUUUGUGAUACAAUCUUCCUAUCAAUGGCCUCAACGGAUUCAGUGAGAGAAAUGCUAAUAUCGGGUAAUGGAGAAGCGUAUCUGUCGUGGAGUUCCCUUUUACAUCGUGUCUUUCUACACAUAUUCCGAGUCACCAAGAGUUGUCUCAUUUCUCCAAAUCCGUCAAAUGAAUCUCAAUCAUCUGCACCGAAAAUCCCCCUCCAAUUGAAGAUUUCUACGAAAUUCCCGUUCAGUCUCGAUAUUGCGAUGGCCAGAUAUCACAGGAUGAUCUGGCGUGUUCCAUCGAUUCAUUUCGAAAAGGAUCAAAACGGUUUCAUCGUUACAUCACCCGAAUUAACAAUCACGUGUAAUGGAUAUCGUGUACUUCUUGUAACAAAUGUUUCAAUUGAUAUGAAACAACGAGAUACACAAAUGAUUCAAUCAAGAAAAGCUUUCGGCGAUCUUUUACUCGAUUCGAACAAAGUUUGGACUUGGGCUGCCGAUCUUUUCCAUUUCACACUUCCAUUUGAGUUCAACUUUGCUCAAGUGUUUUCCGAGUUUAUCAACUCCUUCAAAUGGCUUAAAGUUGUUCACGAGAUCAAAACGAAAUCUUUCACAAAAGAUUCCCCUCUGCCAGCUGAUGUGAAAAUUGUGAUCAAAGAGACUCGUCUUGAGCUAGAAGAUGAUCCAUUUGAGACAAGUUUACAAGCAAAUAAUGAACUAUUGGAGGAUGAGGUGUUUGAAUGUGAAAGACGAAGACAAAUGUUAGCUGAAAGAUUAGCGAAUGUCAAAAAAGCGAAUCCAUUGCUACCACAGACAAAAAUCGAUGAACUUUUUGCGUCAUUAUUAGAGAAGAAUAGUGCUAUUUACAUUGAAAGAUGGAGGAAACAACCGCCCGAAAAACGACCAUUGUUUGUGUCGAUUUGGAAAGAUUUACAGAUCAAAGCCUUUGCUGAUAUUUCUCUUCACGGAACACAAAAAUGUGUGUCAUUCAUUCAAGAAUUCGAUUCGGUUAGCCAUUAUCCAAUUGAUAUGGCUUUUUCGACAUUAUGGGCAAGAGGAUGUGAAUUUGAUGUGGAAUCGUGGAGUGCUCAUUUUAGAGAUUAUCCCAUACCGUACUUUCAGGCCACCGAUAUGCACUUUUUCGGGACACUUGUCGGCGCUGAACAGCUAGAAGCUCGUUCCCUUCGCGAUGUCGCGAUUCCCUUGCCUGAUCCAUGGGAAACACACACUGUUCAACGAAAUAUCGCUCCUCUCAAAUUCUACUAUGAUAUGCAAUGUGAGGCAACGCGUGUCGAUUCAUGGUAUGGACCGUGUUGGGAACCAUGUCUAUCAAUGGUUUCCCUUACAUGGAAUAAUAUCUCUUCCCCAUCCGUCGAUCCAUCACUCGUUCUCCCGUUUUGGGAUAAAAUGCGUUACUUGCUGCAUGGAAGGUUCAGUAUGCUGUGUAAAGAGGUCCGAACGAUCAUGCUGGCUUCACCAGAUCCAUACAACUCGACGGAAACCGUUGAAUGGUGUUGGGAGGAUUUUGGAUUGGAUUGGUUAAUUGGAGAGAUAAGGAUACGGUCUGGAUUAAGUGUUUAUGUGAGAACGGCAUCGAAAUAUGAUGAUUCGAGGAUACUCUUCUUGCCACAAUUAAAACUGCGUGUGACUCUUGAUUGGGUUUGUCUGGGUGAUCCCCAUGAUCAUCAUUCGGCUACCCCUUGUUCUCCGAGUCGUUUACCACAUUGUGCAACGGAACACGAUUCUUAUCGAGCUUUUCGAUCGAAAUGUCUCGAUUUGGCCAUCUAUUUCGAUGUCGAAUCGGCUGAUGUGCAUGGAGACCCAAAAGAAUCUCAGCGCUCAAAAUGGCCUCACGUUCUCCUCUACGCAAACACAUUUCGAUCAUUGGAGUUUUUGUUGAACACUCUCACAUUAACGAAUCGUCCCGUGAAGAAAGGAGCACUCUUCGGCUCGCCCACCCGCUCGAAACCCCAACUCAGCAAACAUUUCCGUGAUGUGAAAUUCAUGGUUAACUUCCCGUAUUUCCAUAUCACUUAUUGGAUGUCCCAUUCAUCGGAUUAUGGCUUCAGAGUGAGUUCUGAUGGCCUUGUCUUGUCUGCAUUUCUUCGUCUUUCCGCCACUCCUCUCGAUCAAAAUAAUCUCCGACGUCGUCGCUCAUUUCAAUGGAGUCAACAACAAGUGACUGCGGCUAUCGGGAAAACUCAGGUUCAUGUAUUCGGUCCAAACGCUGGUGGUCCAAUGGGUGACACGUGGGAAUCGGCGGAGACAUUGUUGAUGAGUUUAGAGCAAUUACAGUAUAUAAGAGAAGAAGGUGGAACGAAAGAGACAGCAUUGCAUCGAUUGAUAUGCACCGAUUUGAAGGCUUCAUGGACAUCAACAAAUCGUGAUGCUUGUUUGGUGAUCGCUGACGGUGUUCAUCGAGCUCAUUUAUUGAGAAGCAUUCUAUCAAAUGAUGCUAUCAAGACAUUAAAGCUAAAAACCGAGGAGGCGCAAAGACGACCUGAACAGAUUAUAACAAGAGAUCGGAUUGAUGACGAUGAUGAAAUGAAUAGAAAUCGAAGCUCAUCCGAUCAAGCAAACAGUCUCCUCGAUCAACUAAUCGAUGAGGCAAGCACGAAACUUGUCGCUCAUUGUGAACAGGCGACCGAAUUGCCGACUGAUUCUCUGCUCGGCGUUCUACAAUGUACCGCUGAUGAUGUGGUGAUGCUCAAUUGGCAAGUGGAUCUUUUGAAUAGUCAAUUGGUGUUGAAAGGUUGUGAGAAAGACGGUUUUCUCUUGGUGACCGCUGCGCGCACAUCGCUCACUCAGAAGAUUCAUCGCGGUGUCUGGAAAAACUCGCAACUCUUGGGGAAAAAGUCGUGGAGCGCUGUAUUGUCCGGGAUGCAGUAUUUUGCCCCGGUUUCGAUCAGCGAGGGCGCAAACAAGGAGCGUUUCCGGUGGUUGGGCAGAGAGGUGAUAGAAGAGAAAGCCCGGGAUAUCUCAAUGGACACUCUAUCAAAUUACAUUGCGACUGGAGAGGCUGUGGGUGGAAUUGUGCAAGGAAAUGCGACAAGUGUGGAAUCUUCAUCGACUUUCACUCCAACUCCAUCGGUUUCUCUUCAACGAAUUGUCUCUCGUUGUUCGUGUGAGAUCUAUUUUUGUUACUUCAGCGAGAAUCUCAAGACUGACGCUUUAGAGGAAACGGCUUUGCCACCGAUGAAUCCCGAGGUUCACACAUUGGAUGACGAUCAAAUGGUCGAUUGUCUCACCGUUAAGCACAAUAUGUUAGAGUCAAGCAGUAAUUCGGCUCAAUAUGAAAUGGUUGUUGAUAUCAUCAACAAUCUCGUUCUUUUCAUUGAUCCAAAAAAGAAAGAAGUGGCUGAACAUCGACGAAGAUUACGAUUUGAAUGUCAAAUGAUGAAUAUGCAACAAAUGAGGGAAAGUAUCGUUGAACAACAGACAGAACUUCGCGAAAUUGUGACAAUGGUUCGAUCAUUGGAACGACAAAUCUAUUAUAUUGAUACGUUAUCGGAAAAUGAAAGAGACAAAGAAGCGAGUAAAAGAAGGGAUCUAGCUGCUGAAAUGGAAGAUUUCAAAGCUCAACAAUUGGAGGUUUCUGAUCAAUUGGCUAUCUUUAUCAGUUGCUACAAACAGCGUCAAGUGGAACAGUUGAGAGCGGCGGCUGUUUCGGCGAGAGUUGAGGCUGAUCAACAAGCACCAGUGGCUAGGAGAUUUGAGGUGUGUUUCGAGGAUUGCAUUUGGAAGUUGACGGAAAGCGAUGGGCAAAUCGGGGUGGCCGCUUUGCAGAUCAGAAAUUUCUUAUACACUCGAGUGAUUCGCAUUGACAACAGUGGUGAGCAUUUAUUCGAGGUCGGCACAAUCCGAGUCACCAAUCUUCUACGCGACAAAUCCGACACAAUCUACAAGGACACUCUUCACCAAGAUGAACGAGUCACCCAUCUACAGCCGGCCAUUCGAAUCCUUUUACGUGAUAUGCCACCCGUUGCGGGAAUCUGUGUGAAAGAGCAUUUCGAGGUGAACAUCUCCCCAAUGGUCGCUCAAAUCACAUAUCGUUUCUUCGACGCGAUCAUGUCGUUCUUCUUCCCGGGCCAAAACAUUCAUAAUCAAGAAGAGAUUGAUACGAGUCAAGAAGAGGGAAAUCAGAAAAUGUCGUUAACGCGUCGAUUGGUCAAUAUUCGAUCAUCAAAGACGGGAGCUCAAUUUGACAGAAAACAGAGCACUCUCUCGACGAGACCAACUGCAAGCAGAAACUUCGAACGUUUCGAUGACAUUGAUCGAAUGAGAGAAAGAGCUGAUAAAAAUAAUCUCUUCGUUUACAUCAAAAUCCCAGAAGUGCCAUUUGUCGUCUCGUACAAGGGUAAAAAGGAGAAAAAUCUUCUCGAUGUCGAUCGCUUCCAUUUCGUUUUUCCUCUUUGUGAGUACCACGAGAGAAAUUGGACAUGGCUCGAUGUGAUUGUCUGUGUGAAACAGCGUGUCAGACGGGUCCUGCUACAACAGUUCAUGAAGCAAAAGCUGCUGCGAAAUCGCUUAGUUGGUGGAGGACCAGACCCGUUUGAGGGAGUGACUGAAGAUGACAAAAAGAGGAUAGCGUUGGGCACGGUGAGUUGCGGAGAAAUUAAAGUGCCC
This is a messenger RNA of Mesorhabditis belari, 6543 nucleotides long. NCBI's taxonomy places the organism in Eukaryota, Metazoa, Nematoda, Chromadorea, Rhabditida, Rhabditidae. The record is from the annotation of a GenBank genome assembly.